This is a messenger RNA of Papaver somniferum (opium poppy), 717 nucleotides long. RefSeq names its product acyl carrier protein 1, mitochondrial-like. The coding region runs from base 69 to 446 and encodes 125 amino acids. Gene Ontology annotation, cellular component: mitochondrion. Gene Ontology annotation, molecular function: acyl carrier activity; acyl binding. The transcript is spliced from 2 exons. The record is from RefSeq and is a predicted model, not a curated record. Gene Ontology annotation, biological process: fatty acid biosynthetic process. Lineage: Eukaryota; Viridiplantae; Streptophyta; Magnoliopsida; Ranunculales; Papaveraceae.
UACUGAUACUACGGUUAUACCCUCCGCUUUGGGUUUUUCAUUUUUCUUUGCUUUUGAAAGAGAGAGAAAUGUCUUUCAGAGCUGCGAUCUUAGGUCAUCUAAGAGUUCCAGUCCAAACCCUAACUCAAAAUGGACGAGCUUUGCAGUCAUGGAACCUCUUGAAUUUAAAUAGGUCAAUGUCUUCUCACGAUGAUCAUCUCGACAAACAAGAAGUCAUCGACAGAGUUGUUUCCGUUGUUAAGAGCUUCCCCAAAGUUGAUCCUGCGAAGGUUACUCCUGAAGUUCAUUUCCAGAAUGAUUUAGGCUUGGAUAGUUUGGACACUGUUGAGAUUGUAAUGGCUCUUGAAGAAGAGUUCAAGCUGGAAAUUCCUGAUAAGGAGGCUGACAAGAUCGAUUCCUGUAAACUUGCCGUCGAAUACAUUGCUAAUCAUCCAAUGUCUAGUUAGUUCGAGCAAGAUCCUCUAUUUGAUCGAGUUAUAGCGUUGGAUUUUUGGAAGGUUGUCUAUCCAGACAUGCUUUGGGUGCACUCUACUUUUUCGUUCUGUUUGUCUGUAGAAAUUUGGUCUCUGUAGUUGGUGGAAAAUAAACCCUAAUUCUGCUUAAUAAGACCAGUUUUAACUCGAUUUCUUGACCGGAGCUGUGAUCCUUCAGGACCUUCACUGUCUUUUGAAUCAUUUUGGGCUUAAUUUAUAAUGCAUUAAAUGUUUUGCUUCUUCA